AGUGCAGCCGCAAGGAAUGUAUUGAGCGAUUCAAAUAAUCCACUCAUUUCUGAAACAUUCGGCGCUGCUGUUUCGUCAGAGGUCAUGCUCAUGAUGUAAAAAGACUGCGUUGUUCUAUAGCAAGAAAUGAUCCCCAGCACAGCAACCGACGUCGAUAAUGGAGGUUGACUUCAAAACAUAGCGCUAGUAAAAUGGAUGAAAAUAAAAAGUUUGACUGUAUUUGUCGUAUCUGCACCGACGAAAGCGAAGGAAUUAAUAUUUAUAGUGAAGAAGGAAAAAAACACAAUCUAGAAGGAAAGAUAAGAAAGUAUUUAUACAUAUCGGUUUAUGUUGAAGAUAAUCUUCCUAAAAUGGUAUGUCAAGACUGCAAGACCAAACUAGAUGAUGUACAUCAAUUUGCUACAAUGGCUGUAAAAAUGCAAGAAAAGUUGAAAAAAUCUGUAAAAAUGAAAAAUGAUGAACCAUCGGAAACCAACUGCGAAUCUACUGAUGACGAGCAUAAUGGUAGUUUAUUGCAUUCUAUUCUCACCAAGGGCCAAAAUGGUAGCAACGGCAAUGCCUCUCCAUCGGAAUCGCCGUCAGAGCCAUCUGAGGUGACAGAGGUGGAAGUGCGCAUUGACCCAAUGCUCUUCUUCUCGUGUGACGACACCAACGAUGACGGAGAGCCCACCGCCAUGGAAGGCAUCGAGAAUGGUGCAAUAGAUGAUCCAUUCUCUGAAGACAAAUCACACGUCAAAAUAAGGAGAGAACAUACGAAUAGAAACUCAGUGUCGCGAGUUCCCCCACCACCUGGUCUCGUUCCAAUUCAUUCAGCGAAGGAUUACAAGCCAUACAAAUGCACUGUUGCCAACUGCCCUCGUGGCUUCAACACUGAAAUAGGACUACAAAAUCAUUUAUGGUGUCACUCGCAUGCAACUAGAAAAGUGCUUUCAUCUGCUAAUUCGAAUCCAAAACGAAGAAGGCGUAGACGGGCCGCAUUCCUGCCGGUAACGGGGGACGUCGCCGUCGAGCAAGUGACCAGCAACGGUCAGAGCUUCCUCUGUCCAAUGUGCGGCAAAAGCAUUUCGACCAAGGGCAACCUCAAAGUUCAUCUAGAAACUCAUCGACCCAAGGGCAAAUAUGGAUGCGACAUUUGCGGAAGAAUAUUCAAGACACAAUCAAACCUGUACCGACACAAGGAGUAUCACGGCGGCGUGCAGUACCCGUGCUUGGUGUGCGGCCGCGUCUACCCGACCAACAGCACUCUCAGAGCGCAUAGCAUCACCCACAGCACCCUCAGGCCUCACAAGUGUCCGCUCUGCGAGAAAACAUUCAAAAGAAAUCAGGAUCUUAAAUUCCACAUAAAUCAGCAUACUGGUGCCCGUCCGUACAAGUGUCCCUAUUGUCCGAAAGCGUUUGCCAGCUCGGGAAACUGCUUCUCUCAUCGCAAGCGAAUGCAUCCGACCGAAGUGGAAAGAGACAGAGAAAUGGCCGACGAAAUAGCACGAUGAUCACAACAUCUACGGUAAAUCACUGUCAUGGAGAAUUUGAAUGAUGAAUCAAUAGAAAUUACGCCUUUUAUCGUAACCUCCAACCAAAAUCUAGUCACAUCAAUAAGCUCAAAAUCAAUCAACAUAGGCUAGAAGUGAUGGGUAAAUACUUUUUAAUCGUAUUUUUAUUUGUACUUCUUCCUAUUCGUUUGACUUUGACUUAAUUUUUUAUAGGAUUUAUUCAUCUAAUGAAGUAUCUCAUUUUUUCUUAUUUGUAUUUUCUUAGACGGAGUCAGAUAAAGCCUCCUCUUUACCAGCCAACCUCAAGUUUCUCUAGUCGUCUGAACAAAUUGGUCAUAGAAUUAAGCUUUUCUCUUGUUGAAUUAUUCUAGUCCAAGCUAUGUUGGAGAACGGGAAAUCCACCUUCUCUUUCAUUACUACGUAAAUAGCUUUAUCAGCAAAUUAUUAGUAGGCAUACCAAACGAAAACAAAAUUAACAUUACUCACAAUUUACGUGCGUAUAUUGCCAUUGGUAAAAACUUUGGAUCAAAAAUAUUAUUCAACCUUUUUUCUUUUUUAUUUGUUGAAAAUUAAUGCAAUGAGUGGAAUAACAUUAUUUUUUAUUAUUUUCCCCACAACAUUGUUUCUCUAGCUGAAUUAUUCUAGUCCAAACUAUGUUGGAGAACGGGAAAUCCACCUUCUCUUUCAUUACUCGUAAAUAGCUUUAUCAGCAAAUUAAUAGCACCACACCAAAACAAAAUCAACAUUACUCACAAUUUCUGUGCGUAUAUUGUCAUUGGAAAAAACGUUGGAUCAAAAAUAUUAUAACUUUUUUCUUUCUUAUCUGUUGAAAAUUGAUUCAUUAAGUGGAAUAACAAUAUUUUUCAAUAUUCUUGCCCACCACGUUGAAGUGGCAUGUAAAUAUCAAUUAAUUACUGUAAGUUAUUGACACAUUAGUGCUCUGUUCCCUAAAAUUCAUUUUGAACUGAUUAUAUUCUUAGUUUUAUUUACAAGUAUAUUUUUAUUCAAAUAAGGAUAAGUUUAAGACAAUAUAGUUCAUUUUCAAAUUAUUC
Molecule: messenger RNA, 2542 nt
Organism: Nilaparvata lugens (brown planthopper)
Lineage: Eukaryota; Metazoa; Arthropoda; Insecta; Hemiptera; Delphacidae
Product: zinc finger protein 227
Exons: 8
Coding region: 192-1490 (432 amino acids)
Biological process (GO): regulation of transcription by RNA polymerase II
Cellular component (GO): nucleus
Molecular function (GO): zinc ion binding; DNA-binding transcription factor activity; RNA polymerase II cis-regulatory region sequence-specific DNA binding
Source: RefSeq, a predicted model, not a curated record